UUGGGGCAGUCAAGAACUAAUUUUAAAACAUAUAACCGUGUAACUGAGUAUUCACCAUGGGUUUUUACAAAAUUGUUCUGCUAUUUUGCCUCAUCGUCACUUUAGCAACACGCUUUCCGGAAGCUGAAACUCGAGCUAUUUCAGAGGAAGAAUCCCUAAUCGAACCAGAUGAGGCUCAUUUAUCAGAUGAACGCCGAGCUGUCCCAGGUUGCCAUGACGAAUUUUCGCCAACUUUUUGCGAAAGAUUCAAAAAAUUUUGCUCUGCCUAUGGUACUAAUGGCUUCCUAAUGAGAACCAAAUGCUACUUCUCUUGUGGCUGUGUGAGAAACAUCUGAAAUGGACUCUAAAUUUCUUCCUAAAAAAGAGAUACCUCUCCUAAAUAUGAAAAUGAAAUAAAGAGC
Molecule: messenger RNA, 401 nt
Organism: Pocillopora verrucosa
Lineage: Eukaryota; Metazoa; Cnidaria; Anthozoa; Scleractinia; Pocilloporidae
Product: antimicrobial peptide damicornin-like
Source: RefSeq, a predicted model, not a curated record